CCCGCAUUACCCCCAGUCAGUAUGCAGACUGCUGACAGGCUCUCUUUCUCGGAGGUAGUCGGCGCUAUGCUGGGUAGCGAUGCUUUACUAUAUCUCGAGGAGGGGGAUUACGGCACUUACCGUCAUACAUAUUUGAUGCCUCCAUUGACGGGAGCUCGUACCCCGAUGACGAGGCCUGCUGGUAUGUCAUCCUCGGGCCAGGCCCGGGCUCGGGCUGCAGACGCCCCUUCCACCAGCGGGGCUGGGGCAUCUAGAGGUGGGGGUAGACCGGUUCCUCCGAUUCCGUCGACUUAUCCUCAUCUUGGAUGGCCAGAUAUGCCAACUGAGUUGAUGGCGUGGCAGUAUGGGGCUAUCUCUCCGACCCCAAUCCCGCUAGAGCCUUCGAUGCCCAGUGAUCGAUACGCCAUUGAUCCUGACUCACCGCUG
Camellia sinensis is the source of this 426-nucleotide messenger RNA. The record is from RefSeq and is a predicted model, not a curated record. NCBI's taxonomy places the organism in Eukaryota, Viridiplantae, Streptophyta, Magnoliopsida, Ericales, Theaceae.